AUCUUUACCGGCACUUCUCUUGCUUGACCGCUAAAGGUGUGUGCUUUCCUUGUUUCUCUCUUUCUCUCUCGCCAAAAGGCAGGACUUUCGUGGACUACCCGUUUACCCAGCCCCAACCCAGAAGAAGAAGAAGAUCAGAAAUCGGAAAUGGGUUCUGAAACGAGGACAAUUGCACAAGAAAGUGUUAUGGAAGAAGGUAUCAGUAACCACGUUGACGUUGGUGAGAUUGUCAAGAAAGAGGUAAUUGUUGUUGACCAUCUUGAUCAGGUUCAUGAUUGUUCUGCAUUACCGCCGGAUUCGGACACCAGAUCUGUACAAGAAGAGAAAACACCGCCUUCCUCCAUCAUCAUGGGGAAGAGGAAAAUUAAGCGGAAGGAGAUAUAUGAUGAUGAGCUUCUUUUCUUUCGAGUUAGGAAUAGGAAGAGGAAGAAGAAGAAACCCUUAUCUCCCAAAUCAGAACCAGCAAUGUCCAACCUUACAAGGAAGUCUCCAAGUUCUUGCAGUACUAAAAGGAGAAAGACUGGAACUAACGGUUCAGAUGAAUUUGCUCAAGUUAAGACACCUGCUAUGAUUCGAGCAGAGAAGGUUCAAGCAAGUUUGGGAUCUGAAUUUCAAACUUUUACAAAGCUGUUGGUUAGAUCACAUGUGUCUAGCUGUUUCUGGAUGGGACUUCCUGGACCAUUCUGCAAACUACAUCUUCCUAGAGAGGAUUCUGCAGUUAUUUUAGAAGAUGAAAAUGGACAACAAUUUGAUAUGAAAUACAUUGCUGAGAAGACGGGCUUAAGCGCAGGCUGGAGAAAGUUUGCUUAUGCUCAUCAAUUGAUCGAGGGGGACGCUUUGGUCUUUCAGUUAGUCGAACACAACAAAUUUAAGGUAUUCGUCGUAAGAGCAAACGAUUUAACUGAAGUUGAUGGCGCUCUUAGCCUUCUAAACCUAGAAGCUCAGACAAAACCGGACGAGUCAGAAAAGUUGGUAAAUCUCAAGGAAGAAACAAUAACCCUCAAGGGUAAAAAGAGGAAAAACAAAAAGUCACUCGCAUUAGUGAUCCCUGUACCCUUACAACAAGUAGAACCGUUUGAAAAUGACAGCGAAGAGGUGGGAUCCGAGGUCGUUGUGGGUCCCACCUUUUCCAACUCAACAGCUCAGUUUGAAGACCUAUCUUUUGAAGACUUCCAUAUUGUGGUUGAUGGUUUUUGCAUAGAUUCAAAGUUACCCGAACAAACGAUGACUAAAUACUACGAACUCUGUUGUGACAAGAAUGAGUUUCUUCACUCCCGAGUUGUACGAGGACUUAACCUUCAUUUGGUCGCUGGUAUUAUAAGCGAGAUCGUUAAUAUAUCAGACAGUUUGAAAACGUGCACACUUUCUACUCCAAAGGAUGAAUUUGUUGUGUGGGAGAAGACUUUGAAAUCUUUCGAGCUGUUAGGGAUGAACGUCGGUUUUCUACAUGCUAGGCUUUGUAGACUUCUUAGUCUGGCCCAUGAAUCGGAAGAGGCGGUUGAAGUUAGGAAAUAUUGGGAAGCUAAAUCGGAGAAGAAUCGAAUCGAGGAAGAUAUAAGAAGCGUGGAAGCGAAGCUCAUAGAGUUGUUGGAGGCUUCAGAAAAAUAUGAUGGCGUAAUUGAGGCUCUUAAACCUAAAGUUGAAAGCUAUGAAAUUAUGUUUCAAGAAGAGAUUAAUGCUCCUUGGUAGUAUUCAUUUAGGAAAUAUUAAUGUUUGACAUUUUUUUCAUUUUGGUUUUGUUGCUAUCCUUAAUGUGGGACUAAAGUGUAGAUUUUUUUUAGUCAUGGUUGUAUAAACUCUGUUUUUAGUUAAUUGUUGUAAUGCAAUUUGAAAUGUGUUUUUAAUUA
Messenger RNA from Impatiens glandulifera, 1847 nucleotides. RefSeq names its product B3 domain-containing protein Os01g0234100-like. The coding region runs from base 148 to 1689 and encodes 513 amino acids. Gene Ontology annotation, molecular function: DNA binding. The transcript is spliced from 7 exons. Lineage: Eukaryota; Viridiplantae; Streptophyta; Magnoliopsida; Ericales; Balsaminaceae. The record is from RefSeq and is a predicted model, not a curated record.